GCUCGGUGUGCGGCUGACAGGAAGAAAAGAGGCCAGCAGCAACAAGUGCUGUGCGCAGGCUGCAAGUCCCCGCUGUUGUUGCUGGCGCCGCGCUCGACUGCACCGCACUCCUGCUCGGGGAAGGGUGUGGCUGAGAGGCAGCCUUGGAAGCUUUGCGCCUCCCUGCUGAAGAAACUUGGGACCGCCAAGCAAAUCGGAUUCGGACGACCUGGGCUGAGGGGUUGCCUGCCCUCCUUUCUCUGCUCUGACUGACAAGAGGAGUGAGUGGAUGGCUGGGUUGCACCUGAACCAAAUGCAGACCAAUCCCCAGCUGCCUGAAGGAAGUAUUGUGAGAACUGCCAGUGCAAAAGAUCAUUAGAAAGACUAACUUUCUUCACCAUAGCAGCCAUGCUGGACUGCACACUACUGCUUGGAUGAACAGCAUGUUUCUGACAGUCAAGGCAUUUAGGCCUGCACCAUUGUUGUGGUCUCAAGUUCUCUUCAGUCUCCUCUUCUGUGCCCUUUCCUGUUAUUGCACUUCCUGCCCCCAGCAGUGUCAGUGCACCAACUACUCAGGAGAAACAGCUGUCCUGUGCAGUGCUAGCAAUCUGGAAGAAAUUCCAAAGGAUAUUCCCAAAGACACCAUGCUCUUGAGGCUGGAUGCUAAUAAGAUCACUGCAGUCCCAAACAGCACCUUCAGGCACCUUGCCCACUUACAAGAGAUAGACCUCUCUAAAAAUGCCAUUGAGAAGAUAGAUUCUGCAGCAUUCAAGGGAGUGGCUGAUGGCUUGAGAUUGCUUGAUCUUUCUGGCAACCACAUUCAGAGAAUCCCGAAGGAAGCCUUGUCCAACUUGAAUGCCAUGAUUCGCCUUUCCAACAACCCUUGGCACUGUGAAUGUACUUUGCAGGAGGUCGUGUGGAAAGUGAAGCUAGAUCCUGAAUCAGUCAAUGAGAUCACCUGCCAAACAUCUGUGCAAGAAGAGUAUGCCGGAAAACCUCUGCUCCCUAUCCUUCAUUCAGGCAUCAACUUUUGCAACAUGCAUGAGAAAACUACUGAUGUGGCUAUGUUCGUUACAAUGUUCAGCUGGUUUACCUUGGUAAUUAGCUAUGUAGUGUACUAUGUUCGCCACAACCAAGAGGACACAAAGAAGCAUCUGGAAUACCUGAAAUCUCUUCCUAGUACACGGGUUCCUAAAGAAACCAUCAGCACUAUCCUGUAGUCAGGAAUGCAGAUGCUCAGCUGGACAUCCAGUUGUCUAAAGGAGAGAAUGUUGGAUUGGGGUAUAGAAUUUUUAUUUCAUAUUUAUUCUGCAAGAGGGUUGGGUUUUUUAAAAAACAGGAUUCAGUUAAUGAAAAAACACUUAUGUUCUAAACAUAGUAAGAAUUCCUAAUCAAGGUUUACCAUGUUCUCAGUUAUAUUCCCACCACUGGGGUCCUAGAGCAGAAAUUAGAGAGAGCUCUGUAAAGGGGACUGCUAUUCAGGAGAACACUGAUGUACACCACAGGUAUCCACAGAGGCUUGAUACAGUGGGAGAGAACUAAAAAACCCCACAGCAGAGCAGCCAGAAUCUUGACAGAGAUGCUCAUGGUAUCACAGAAAGCCUAUGUGAUUGACUGUUGUUUGAUAGAUUUUAUCUUAAGAUACUGAAAGAAACCACUCCUCAGGAGUUUUUGGAACCACACAAAGUUCUGCCUCCAAAUUUGUAAUUUUUUUUCAAGCAUGCACACAUAGAUUGAUGACAUUUAACAAAGUAAAAUCUUCUCUUGGGCAUACCGACUGCCUGCAACAGGAGCCCAUAUCUCUGCAGUUUCCUUGGUUGUCAUUGCAACUGCUGUUAAAGUGGGUACAAAACAGCACCAGAGAGGACAACUGGGGAGUGUUCAUAUGAACCAUCUUGAAAAGGGAGGAAGCAUGAUUAGAUGGGAAAUGCUUGUUUCUAAAUAUGCCUCAUAUGGCAAACCCCAUUCCUCAAGAACUGGGCAAGACUGAAAUACAGAUUGUACAUACAAAUAAGAGCUUAUGACAAUGCCCAAGCAUUACUGACCAAUGAAAACCCCAAGUAUUCCCUUCAGGGUCUGAAAAUAAAAAUUUGAAUAAAUGUCCUUUGAUGAAAAAAAUAAAGUUGAAGCAAAA
Molecule: messenger RNA, 2113 nt
Organism: Heteronotia binoei (common prickly gecko)
Lineage: Eukaryota; Metazoa; Chordata; Lepidosauria; Squamata; Gekkonidae
Gene: LRRC3
Product: leucine rich repeat containing 3
Exons: 2
Coding region: 414-1199 (261 amino acids)
Cellular component (GO): plasma membrane
Molecular function (GO): protein binding
Source: RefSeq, a predicted model, not a curated record